AUGUCGGGGAAGAAGCUCAAAACCAAAAAUCAGCUUUUCAAGCGCCAAAAAGUCAUCGAUGCCCGUACCAUACGAACAGAAGCUUUGAAUUCGACAACGUCUGCGGCAGCUACCGAGUUGUCAGAGAGCGGAAGCAUGCUCAAAGUUCCAGAGUUCAUGGCGUCACGCGAAUUUGAAGUCAAACAGCUGCAAAUGGCUAUCCACAAAUCCAAGAGUGCUUCAUCCACACGGGUUUUCCAAUCGUUGCCUAGAAAGCUGCGUCGUAGAACGGCCUCCCAUAACAUUAAAAGAAUACCUAAACGCCUUAGAAAUCGGGCUUUGCGAGAAAUGCGCAAAAGCGAUCAAGCAGUGACUAGAGGGACUGAGACUCUCUCCAAAAAACGAAAAUAUGGCCUCACCGCCAGGCAAUUGUACAAAGCUCGUAUGGCUGUCAAAUUAUUACGAUUGGCAGCAAAAUCCAAAUCAAUGAAGCUCGCAUUUCCAGCAGAUGCAACUGCAAGUAAUCACAAGCUGCGAGAUCGCAUCAAGGCUCUCCAGAAAAAUAUUAAAGAGCAUUCUAAAGGAAAGGCCCCCGUAUCUAGAAACAAUAUUGUGGGUAGCUAUGAUUCCACUGGCGUCAACACCGCUGCCACUAAGCCCACUGGACGGAUAAAAUAUAUGAAAAGACAAAAAACGUUCACAUGGCUGCCUAGUCAUGUGUGGAACGCCAAACGAUCCCAUAUGCUGAAAAGGUGGGGUUAUCAAAUACCUUGGUCUCCAACUCAAAAGUGCUUUAAGCUUACCCACAGACUUGGUAAUACCGUCUCUGCAUCUGAUGGCGCUAUGUGUUGCGAUUCGAGCUAUGUAGGAACUAUGGUCCUGGUCGCUGAAAAUGUAGACUACCUAAAGGACCUCGUUUCUCGACUGACACACGGAAGGGCAUCGCUCGCAAAGUACCGAAUUUAUCAAAAUUGGUUUGAGGGCCUGAUUUACAUUGACAAUGAAGUUGUUUUAGGGCCGGGAGAGUUGCUUUGGGUAAGCUUGCAAAAGUGCAUACUAAGAGCCCAUCCCGCAUUCUAUAACAACGUUUUUGAGUGGCUUGCUGGCCUAGACAAAGACACUCUUACUGUCUUUGACUGUCGUUAUUCCAUCUCUAGUAUCACGCUCACUGGGGCAAAGUCCCUAAAUGCGCUCUCUCAAGUUUUGCGCAGCACAGAACCAUCGCACUCCUACUCUCAGUUCAAAAAGUUCUCGUACGUUACUGAUAUUCAUUUGCUGCCUCAGAAGACAAUGUUUGCCUUUGACGCAAUCGACCCUAGGCAUCUUUCCAACCCUAGAAGGCUAGAGAAGGUGAAUGUAAACUCGGACGAUAUUUUGGAACUUCAAUUUACUUUUCCUCAAGCCGAAAUAGCUUCAGUACUAGAGAAAAUGUCGGAUCCAAAAGAACGCGAGCAGUCAUACUCAAACCAGCAAACUUUCAAGCAAUUAGCAGCGCGGCGCAAAAAAAUGCUGGACUCGAUGAAGCGCGCCAACAGCAUUCCCUUCGAAAAGGGCGCUGACCCUUCAUUCCCGAUCGUAAUCUCAAAAUUACCAAAACGUGAGGCAUGGCUUGUACUCUUGCCUUGGUUCUGGCAACUUCCCUUGUGGUACCAAUUGAACAGGGUGUCUCGCGUGCAUCACAUGGGACUGCGUCAAGUGCAGCAGUUGGAUUACGAAAACAGCCGGCUGUAUUUUCCAGACGAUUUCCCUUUUACGCAAGCGGGGCAUGAUGAAAACUCAGUAUCUAAAAAACGGGUUCAAGAAGCGCUUUGGAAACGUCAACCCGUGGGCAAGCGCGUAAAUUACACCAAAAUCCCAGAUGUCCAUUCAGAAGCUCCAGUCAUGUUUCCCGGAGAAAUCGGAGAUCCCUUUUGCUGCGAUUGGAGGUUUCUGCAGGUUUUGCAAAACGGCUUGGUGUACUUGCGGUCUUGUAACGAGGCAACUCCUAAAAUGUUCGAUUCCGCGCGAACAGCCCAAUUUGACGAAUCGAACCAGCGUAAACUGCAGUACAUCAAUGACGUUGUUGAACUCUAUGGUGAUGUUUGUGCCAGCAAAUACAAGCCGGCUGGGCUUCCGAUACGGCUUGUCAACCAUUCAAUCUCGAAAAUCAGACUCAACGAUUCAGAUUUUACCUCUGAGCAUCAAUCACUGCAGCAGCAAAUCACUUCUACUCCUCUUCCUGUCAUAGCUGUGACAUGCACUCUUCUAGAAAGAGGCCACCCCAAAGACUCUGCUCGGAUCUAUUCGAUCCCGGAAAAGGACCUAGCUUACUGGCGUUCUAUCGCGCAGUUGGUCACACGCGCGAAUGGUAAAAGAGAUCAUGACCGCCCUCAGUGUAUUCCUGAGGUGUCCAAUCUGAUUGGAUAUGCCACAUGUGGAACGUUUCACUUGAGAGAAGGUUGUGGAGUGUGCACAGGUUUCAUCGAUGCACGAGAAGCCGUCAAACCUGCCAACGAUCUUGUUUUGAUUAGAAAUGUGGGUACUAAUGUUUACAGAGUCGCCAAAUGGGCGCAGAUUAUGGUUUGA
Lachancea meyersii CBS 8951 is the source of this 2544-nucleotide messenger RNA. The record is from the annotation of a GenBank genome assembly. NCBI's taxonomy places the organism in Eukaryota, Fungi, Ascomycota, Saccharomycetes, Saccharomycetales, Saccharomycetaceae.